GGAGCGCGCAUGACAACAGGGAUAACGCUGGAAUCCACGCCGCUGCAGCUCCAGAAACGGAAGCCUUUUAUGCGCCGUGGCUGGCUGCAUCUGGAGGAGAGCGCGCACUGCAAGCUUCCAAAAAUGAAUUCGAUCGAGCCAGACGCACGCCCAACCACAAUCGUUGUUUGAAUCGUAGCAGCAUCACGCGGCGGCAGGGCAGCCCACCUUCCUCCUUGUCGCCGCCUGCUUCAUUCACUCCGCCGGUGCGCGCCGCCCCGCUCCAAUUUCCCACCCAGCCAAUCUCGGCUCUUCCCCCCUCCCCAAGAGGCCAGAUUGCUUCCAUGGACGCCGCCGCCGCCGCCGCCGUCACCACCCUCUCCGCGCUCGCCGUCUUCGCCAGCACGCUCCACCAAGGCGCCGUGCGGAGCGUGCACGGGUACAGGGUCGUCGCGAUGGGAGGGAGGUGCGCGUGGGACCGGUGGGUGGAGCGGGAGUUCGCCUUCUCCCCCACCUCGUGCCGCGAGGUCCCGCUCCCCGCCGCCGCGCCGCGGAUACUCCCGGUCGAGUGGCGCGGCCGCCCGGCGUACCGCGAGGGCCAGGUGCUGGGCGCCUGGCGCUGCAUCCUCGCCUUCGAUUCCAUCGCCGCCGUCCCGCUGCCGCCCAUGCCUCCCCCGAUGCUGUGCCCCUUCCGGAACCCGAGUCUGGUGUUCGUGCCUUCGCUGUACAACGACCUGUACAUGGUGUUUCAGUUUCAGAAAUUUCAACAGGCCCCGGAGCUCGUCAAACGUGAUUCGGAUGAGAAAUCGACCCGUUUGGAUGCAGAGGAUAAAACCUGUGAUGUUGAAGUUAAAGAAGAGUCAGGAUCUGAUUCUGAUGAGGAUCCCCAAUCUGGUGAAGAACUUCCAGCGCAUGCUGAGAGACGCCGGAGAGCCAAGAAGCAGCACAUAGCUAGCAUCACUCUAGUUGACAUAGCCCCGUACUUCCAUCUUCCAAUCAGAGAAGCAUCCAGGGCUCUGAAGAUCGGUGUCAGCAUACUGAAGCAGAAAUGCAGGCAAUACGGAAUACCCCGCUGGCCUCACAGGAAGAUCAAGUCCCUCGAUUCGCUGAUUAGUGAUCUGGAGUUUGUGAUGGACGACACAGAUGGAGAUGUUGUGCAGAAGGAGACUCGCAGGCAGAGGGAGAAGGAGAAAGAGGAGAAGGAGAAGGAGAAGCAGGAGGCGAUCCGAGCGCUGGCUAAGCGGAAGCGAUUGCUGGAGAGCGAGAAGGAGAUCAUCCAGCAGAAGCCUGCCCUGGACCUGAUGGCUGAAACCAAGCUGUUCAGGGAGGACGUUUUCAAGAGGAGAUACAGAGCUAAAAGAUUACCUGGUCGAUGAUUGCUUUUCCUCCUUUCCGAGGCUUGACUCUCAUGUCAUGUGUAAGUGUAACUAGUGCUCAUUCUUUGGACAGCAGGGAGCUGAUUCUUUCAUAGGAGUAGCAACAUAUAUUACCAAAGAUCGUCAAAGCUGUCUACCGCCAGUGUCUCGAGCUGUGUUUAGCCCGGCAUCACUGCUAGGCGUUGCUUGGUGUUGUUUCAGUAA
Molecule: messenger RNA, 1559 nt
Organism: Triticum dicoccoides
Lineage: Eukaryota; Viridiplantae; Streptophyta; Magnoliopsida; Poales; Poaceae
Product: protein RKD5-like
Exons: 5
Coding region: 324-1355 (343 amino acids)
Molecular function (GO): DNA-binding transcription factor activity
Source: RefSeq, a predicted model, not a curated record